Cryptotermes secundus is the source of this 2865-nucleotide messenger RNA. It is a transcript of the gene AIF, whose product is annotated as apoptosis-inducing factor 1, mitochondrial. Gene Ontology annotation, biological process: apoptotic process; mitochondrial respiratory chain complex assembly. The coding region runs from base 414 to 2633 and encodes 739 amino acids. The transcript has 14 exons. Lineage: Eukaryota; Metazoa; Arthropoda; Insecta; Blattodea; Kalotermitidae. The record is from RefSeq and is a predicted model, not a curated record. Gene Ontology annotation, cellular component: cytoplasm; mitochondrion. Gene Ontology annotation, molecular function: NAD(P)H oxidase H2O2-forming activity; protein dimerization activity; FAD binding.
CCAAGGCUUAACUGACUGACUGACUGACCGACCGAACGUCAGUCGCAGUGUGACUUUGUGAGUUGGAAAGUUCUAUAUUCUAGUGAGAGCUGUUAACACGAAAGGGCCGACUGUGGAACGACUUGUUCAACGUUGUGUUAGUUACCUUAUUGAGUAAUAAAGUGACGUCGCAAGUAUACGGCUCGAUGUCGUACUUUUUCACGACAGCGGUUGCGUUGCGUUUGCUAGUUUUCUUGGUCUGCCCCUGUCCGUAGUUUUACUUCUGUAGGCCAUUGCCCAGUUACACGUCUCAGUGGAUUGCAGCAGAACGUUUUACGUAAGAUAUUUGCUAAGGUCCACCGGUAGUGGUGUGUGCAGUUCGAACCGGUAGUCUCAAUUUGGACGGUCGCCAUAUUGGAUGAAAAACGGCGUGGAUGAUGUUCAAAAUAGGGAGGAUUCCUACGCAGAUUGUAGGAUGUUUCCAAAAUGCUGGAGUAAUUCGCCGUCCUGAUCUUCGAGGUCGACAGCGGUACUUUGUCCAAUUAUGUGCUAGAAGAUCAGAUGUAAGGAAAGCUGGAGGAAUAGAAAUGGCUUCAGCACACUAUACUAAACGCAUGUACACUAAAAGGUUCAAAGAAACGAGUGAUGGGUCAUGUAAACCACCUGAAAAAACAAGGAGAGUGGAUGAACAUGUAAAAUCCGAGAACAUUGGUAUUUGUAACCAAGGAACAAGAAGAGAUUGUAUUCAGAAGAGUUUCACUGGCCUUCCCAACCAGCCAUCAGGGAAAGAACCUAAACCAGUAACAUCUAUCAUGGCACAGAAGUUUAGUACUUCCAAUCAACCGUCAGGGAAAGAUGGUAAACCAGUAAUACCCAAACCACCACAAAAGUCUGACAUUAAGCCAGAUGCAGAAUGCAGUGCCCCGUAUUCACGUGGCCAGCCACCAUUACACAAAAUAAAUUCAUCAAAGCAAGAAUAUGGCAAGCCCCAACCAAACUCUCCGUAUGGUAUGAGUGGAAAGCAGAAAAAUUACACUUGGAAAAUUAUUGGAGGAGUUGUUCUUCUAGUUAGUGCCAUUGCUGCAUAUAAUGUAGGCUUCUUUAUGAAAGAAGAUGAGGAAGGGAAACCAGCUGAAAAAAAGAAAAUUGUUCGGAAGUCAAAAAGGAUUAGAAAGAUAAGUAAAUUCCCAGCAGAAUCAAAGGACAUUCCAAGUAGUGUUCCUUAUUUGCUAAUUGGAGGUGGCACAGCUUCUUUUGCUGCUUUCCGGGCCAUCAAAUCUGCUGAUCCAACAGCAAAGGUACUUGUUGUUGAUAAGGAAGGUUAUUAUCCAUAUAUGAGACCUCCACUUUCUAAAGAGAUAUGGUUCAAUGACGAUGCUGAAACUACGAAAAAACUACAUUUUAAACAGUGGAAUGGGUCAGAAAGGAGUUUAUUUUAUGAGCCUCAAGAUUUCUAUGUUGACUGUACAAAAUUGAAUACUAACCCGAAUGGAGGAGUAGCAGUUGCCCGUGGAUGGACUGUUAAAAAGCUUGAUGUAUUUGAGAGGAAAGCCAUAUUGGAGGAUGGGUAUGAGAUCAGUUACGAGAAGUGCCUUAUUGCAACAGGUUCUAGUCCCAAAAACCUACCUUUGUUUGAAGAAGCAUCGCAGGAUGUUAAAGACAAAGUAACAUUGUUCAGAGGCAUUUCUGAUUUUGAGGAAUUAGAAGAUAUAAUUAAAAGUGGACCAAAAUCUGUCGCAGUUAUUGGUGGUGGAUUUCUUGGCAGUGAAUUGGCUUGUGCAUUAGCACGACAAUCUCGUAAAACAGGCCUUAAUGUGCAUCAGAUAUUCCCAGAACCAGGUAACAUGGGUAAAGUACUGCCUGGAUAUUUGAAUUUGUGGACUACAAAUAUGGUAAAGAAAGAAGGCGUAAAUGUUAUAACAAAUGCUGAGGUUAAGGAUGUGGAAAAGGUGAAAGAUCAACUGGUCCUCUCACUUAAUAAUGGAAGCAAGAUUGUGGCUGAUCAUAUAAUUGUGGCUGUUGGAGCCAGUCCUAAUACAGAUCUGGCUCGAACUUCAGAUUUGGAAUUGGAUGAAGAUUAUGGUGGCUUCCUGGUUAAUGCAGAACUAAUGGCUCGAUCUAAUCUCUGGAGCGCAGGAGACUGCAUGUGUUUCUACGAUGUGAAACUUGGACGCCGCCGAGUAGAACAUCAUGAUCAUGCUGUAGUUUCUGGUCGUCUUGCAGGAGAAAAUAUGACUGGUGCAGGAAAGCCAUAUUGGCAUCAGUCAAUGUUCUGGUCUGAUUUGGGUCCUGAUGUCGGUUAUGAAGCCAUCGGUAUUGUUGAUUCUGCACUGCCUACAGUUGGAGUAUUUGCGAAGGCUACAGACAAGGACACGCCUAAGGCUGUUGUAGAAGCCACAGAUGAAAGCAACCGAGCAAAAACAGAGGAAGAAGCACAGCCUGUAUCUCCAGCGUCAGGCACCCCAGAAUCUCCCAAACAUAGUGAAGAUUAUGGCAAGGGUAUCAUCUUCUAUCUUCGUGACGAUGUAGUAGUAGGAAUUGUCAUGUGGAAUGUGUUUAAUCGAAUGUCUGUGGCUCGACAAGUAUUGAAAGAAGAGACGAAAUAUGCAGACUUGAAUGAAGUAGCAAAACUCUUCAACAUUCAUGAGGAAUAACUCUUCUCAUAUUGUUCUCAGUAGAGGACCAUGAUAAAGCAAACUUAGGGUCAACUGAAUGUAAAUUGGUCUUUACUUUUGUCAUUCAUUUAUUUUAAUGUGCAUUUAUGUUUAUAAUUACAAAUGUUAUUGACAGUAGAGGUUGGUAUCUUUGAACUUUGUAGGCUCUGUUUUGAAAAAUAAUUGCUGGCAUAAAAGUGGGUCAAAUGGUGUGUUCUGUGAGUGAACUUUA